Molecule: messenger RNA, 2452 nt
Organism: Salmo salar (Atlantic salmon)
Lineage: Eukaryota; Metazoa; Chordata; Actinopteri; Salmoniformes; Salmonidae
Product: putative G-protein coupled receptor 173
Biological process (GO): G protein-coupled receptor signaling pathway
Cellular component (GO): plasma membrane
Molecular function (GO): G protein-coupled receptor activity
Source: RefSeq, a predicted model, not a curated record
ACGAAUAGAACCGACGAACUCCGCGAAUAGGCGAGCAGCAUCCACACAAGCAGCCAUUUAAUUAAUUGGGAUUACUUUAAAAUCAUUAAUUUAAAUACUCAACCUUUUUUAGUUUGACCGUAAUGCGAUAGGAAUUCCAAUAAUUAUAAUUUUCAAUAUGCCAAAUCAAAUGCGGUCCGCUAGAAUUAGGCAGACAAAUGCAAUGUGGACCUUCCCCUGACAACAAAAACAGACUGGCUACAAAUGACGGGGUUAAUAAAUGCACAGCGUUCACUUCUAAAUAAUGAAAAUAGAGAUUCAUCGAGGUUAUUUUGAAGACGGAUGGAUGGAAAUGCAUAAACAAGGAGCGUCAAGACGUUCGUCAAGGGAAAGUCGAUAUUUCACCGCUAUGAAAAUCUUAGAUCUGACGAUAUAGAGGAAGAUAGAUUGUAUUGCAGGCUACAUAGAAGCUAGCCGCCUACGUGCUGUAACCUCUCCUAAAUUGUCUUUAGACUCUAUAUUUACCUCCGACAUGACAAUACAUCCGAGGAUCGUGCAAAUUACAUGAAAUGAUGGACACGAAAAUUGGACACAUCCUUAGUCUGUGUGAAACUUAUGUUUAAGACGCUCAGUGAACAUUAGGCUACCUGUGGCCAAAUUGUAUCAUCGCUCAGAGGACAGACAUAGCCUAUCUUGAAUGUGGUGGUUUCGAUAUUGACUGAAGAACGUGUUAAUAUCAGUGUCAGUGCCGCCUCUCUGACUGAGGUUUCCCGCAUCUUUACAAAUCCCAGAAAUCGAAGAUGCUAAAUGUAAUGGAGACAAAUGAGCCUGUUAUGUAGAAUGGAUCCUCACAUAUCUCUGUAAGAGGCGGGACAAAGGGAGAAAACCCCAGGACGGACGAUAGGAGGGCUGCCGUGCCAAAGGUGGAAGAGUGGCGUCGGUCCGAGAGAGAGAGAGAGGGGGGUAGAAUCAACCUAGCACCCCUACCCCUAGAAUCAUAGAGUUGAAGGCAUGUCUAACCAGACCCAGAUCUUUGGCAUUGAUGGCCCAGGGAGCCUGCUGGCAGUGUUGGCCUCACAGAGGGCCAGUAGCAUUAGCAGCACCAGCAGCAGCAGUGAAGGAAUCUCAGCUGCGGCCGUGUCCACCUAUGUCAAGUUGGUGUUCCUGGGCCUGAUCCUCUGUGUCAGCCUAGCAGGCAACCUGCUGGUGUCUCUGUUGGUCCUCCAAGACCGAGCCUUUCACAAGGCCCCCUAUUUCUUCCUGCUGGACCUUUGCCUAGCUGAUGUCAUCCGUUCUGCUGCCUGCUUCCCCUUCGUCCUGGUGUCUGUCCACAACAGCUCGGCAUGGACCUACAGUGCCUUCAGCUGCAAGCUGGUGGCCUUCCUAGCUGUGCUCUUCUGUUUUCAUGCUGCCUUCAUGCUGUUCUGUGUGGCUGUGACCCGCUACCUGGCCAUCGCCCACCACCGCUUCUACGCCAAACGCAUGACGGUCUGGACCUGCGCUGCCAUCAUCUGCAUGGUCUGGACUUUGGCCAUUGCCAUGGCGUCUCCGCCUGUCUUUGACGUGGGGACGUACAAGUUCAUCCAAGACGAGGACCAGUGCAUUUUCGAGCAUCGCUACCUUAAGACCAAUGACACUCUGGGCUUCAUGCUCAUGCUGGCCGUCGUGGUCCUGGCCACUCACGGGUUCUACGCCAAACUCCUGCUGUUUGAAUACAAGCACCGCAAGAUGAAGCCUGUCCAGCUUGUGCCGGCCAUCAGCCAGAACUGGACCUUCCACGGCCCGGGUGCCACGGGUCAGGCAGCAGCCAACUGGAUCGCAGGCUUUGGCCGAGGCCCAAUGCCCCCCACCCUGCUGGGCAUCAGGCAGACUUUGCACAACCAGCAGCACCGGUGCCUGCUUGGCAUGGAGGAGGUCAGAUCUGAGAGGAGGCUAGGAAGGAUGUUCUACAUCAUCACCCUGCUCUUCCUGGUGCUCUGGGCUCCCUACAUAGUGGCCUGUUUCUGGAGGGUGUUUGUCAAGUCCUGCUCCAUCCCUCACAGGUACCUCUCUAUCACAGUGUGGAUGAGCUUCGCCCAAGCAGGAGUCAACCCUAUCUUCUGCCUUCUGCUCAAUGAGGACUUGAGGAAAGUGCUGAGGGCCCACCUGCCCACCUACAGCAGGACUAGACAACACCAACAGCUGCACCGCCAUGAGCUGUUUGUGUUCACCAUCACAUGAAGCACUAUCGUGCGAUGGGGUGGGAUUGGGGUGUUUUGUUUGUAUCAUACAGAAAUGCCUAUCUGACCUUUUUUUUGUAAAGAGAAUGUUUAUCAGAAGCUACUAUUUUUGCAAAUGUAUUAUGACUUUGUUUCAUAUGUAAUGUGCAGAUGAUGUGUGUGUGGACAUGUGCAGUAUGAGAAGCAGGUUUGUAGUAAUACUUAGUAAUGAACAUUCUCAGUAGAUUAUCUCAUUAAAAUGAUGUUAAAACUGA